AUGGCUUCACCCGCUACUACAGAUACAACAACAAAGAAAUCCCCCCUCUCCCGCCACCGCCACCUCUCCCCCCUCUCCUCCGUCCGCAUCUCCCCCCUCCAGCUCGGGGGCAUGUCCCUCGGCACCACCUGGAGCGACCGCCUCGGCGCGGUCCCCAAAUCCUCCGCCUUCUCCCUCCUGGACAAAUUCUACUCCCUGGGAGGCAACUUCAUCGACACGGCGAACGCCUACCAAGCCGGCCAAUCCGAGGAAUGGAUCGGCGAGUGGAUGGCCACGCGAUCGCCGACUCGGCGGUCCGAGAUGGUCAUUGCGACGAAGUACACCUUGUCCCCUAUACCCCAGGGAAGUUCAAUCCAAGAAAGUAACUUCGGCGGCAACGGCACGAAGUCCAUGCGCGUAUCCAUCGAGGAAUCCCUCCGGAGGUUGAGAACAGACUACAUAGAUAUAUACUACGUGCACGCAUGGGACUACUCGACCAACAUCGAAGAACUCAUGCAAUCGCUGAACCAUCUCGUCGCGCAGGGCAAGGUGCUCUACCUAGGAAUCAGCGAUGCGCCGGCAUGGGUGGUUAGCAAGGCGAACACAUAUGCCCGAGUACACGGGCUAAGAGGGUUUAGUGUCUAUCAGGGACGGUAUGGAGCUACGUGUCGGGAUCUGGAGAGGGAGAUUAUUCCGAUGUGUAGGGAGGAGGGGAUGGGGUUGUGUGUUUGGGGGGUGUUGGGGAAUGGAUAUCUCCGCUCUCCGAAUACUGCAGCCGAGAGAGUGCGGAAUGUCUCGCACCUGCUUACCGGCCAUGAGGAACAUGUUUCGUUGGUGCUGGAUACGGUUGCGAAGCGUCAUGGUGAGGGUGCUUCGGUGACGAGUGUGGCUAUUGCGUAUGUGAUGCAGAAAACACCUUACCUCUUUCCCAUCAUCGGUGGACGGACGGUCGAGCAGCUCGAGGAGAAUGUCCAGGCGUUGAGUCUGGAUCUUACGGAGCAGGAUGUGAGGGAAAUUGACGCCGCGUAUCCGUUUGACUUGGGCUUUCCGCAUAGUUUCCUCUGUCCCGGGGGAUAUCGCGAUGGUGGGGGGUGUCCGGGGCCGCAGGACGUGGCGUUUUCGAGGGCGAUGGGAGAGUUUGAUUAUGUUGAGGGGGGGAAGGCGAUUCGGCCGUUCAAGGGAUAA
Messenger RNA from Aspergillus niger, 1164 nucleotides. RefSeq lists its product as uncharacterized. The coding region runs from base 1 to 1164 and encodes 387 amino acids. The record is from RefSeq and is a predicted model, not a curated record. NCBI's taxonomy places the organism in Eukaryota, Fungi, Ascomycota, Eurotiomycetes, Eurotiales, Aspergillaceae. The transcript is spliced from 2 exons.